Molecule: messenger RNA, 4680 nt
Organism: Dromaius novaehollandiae (emu)
Lineage: Eukaryota; Metazoa; Chordata; Aves; Casuariiformes; Dromaiidae
Gene: NWD1
Product: NACHT and WD repeat domain containing 1
Exons: 18
Coding region: 1-4680 (1559 amino acids)
Molecular function (GO): protein binding
Source: RefSeq, a predicted model, not a curated record
AUGGCUACGGAGAGAGAGACCCUCAUGGAGACAGCAUAUCCAGAAGUGCUGGCUUUCUGUCAGAAGCACGGACUGAUGUUUGAGGUAAUUGACCUGAGAUGGGGUAUUUCUGAGCUUGUAGACAGCGAUCACAGAAACACACAGCUCUGUCUGGAAGAAAUUGAAGCCUGUCAGAAACUGUCAGCAGGUCCUACCUUUAUUGGGCUCCUGGGGGACUGCUACGGGCGCCAGACCGUGCCCCGGCUCCUUGCAGAGAAGGAGUUUGAGGCCCUAACUCUGCAGCUGUCAGGGGACUCUGCCCAGCUCCUGACACAGUGGUACCAGCGGGAUGAGAACGCGCUGCCCACCCACUACGUCCUGCGGCCGGCUGACGGGCAGGCCUGGCACCGCGCGGAGAGACGCCUGGCCUCGGCGCUGCACGAGGCAGCCCAGAGGGCAGAGAGGUGUGGGCUGCUCAGCCCAGAGCAGAGGCACUGCUACCGCAAAUCAGCGAUCGAAUGGGAGAUUGAACACUGUCUCCUCAAUAACCAGCAGAGCAACCUGGGGGCUUUCAUAUUCCUCAGAGAGGCUGAGGAUUCUGGCAGACAGACAGACAAAGGGACAAACUCUGAGCUGGCAGAGAAAGAGGACAACCUGGACAGUGAAGCAAAAGAGCUGCUCAGGAACCUUAAAGUGAAAAUUGCAAGCCACCAUCCCCAACACCUCACAGUACACACGCUGGCAUACAGCAAAGACUCUGGAAACGCCCAGCACAAGAGGAGUAAUAGAUACCUGAAACAGCUCUGUGAACAGUUCACUGCUGUCACUAACCACCAGGUCUUAGAGAAUCUUCGGUACCGAGGGCAGAUCAGCGAGGAGCCAGAGGGACUUCUGGAGGAGCUGAGCCACCAUGCAGCUCUGUGCCUGGAGAGCUGCAGAUUUUUCUGUGGGAGACAGAAUUUACUGGAUAACAUUUUUCACCAUAUCAGGCAGAACAAUGAUAAAACACACACAGCCCUGAUCCUCUAUGGGCCACCAGGCUGUGGAAAAACAGCUGUGAUGUGCAAACUAUCUGAGCAGGCACAAGCUGUUUUAGGGCAAGACACUGUGGUCGUGAUUCGUUUGCUGGGGACAUCCCAGCUCAGUUCCACUAUUCACAGCCUGCUGAGGGACCUUUGUCUCCAAGUGUGUUUAGCUUUUGAUUUGCCACCACCUCCAAACCAAAUCAAACAGGCUUGCAGUGAUUUAGUCUUGUUCCUCAGUAACCUCCUCCUCACUGUCUCACGUUGCAGCACACAGACACUGGUGUUGUUCCUUGACUCUGUGGAGAGAUUAUUUCCUUAUAGUGCUGCUCACAGAUUCUACUGGCUCCCUACAGACUGCCCUCCCAGGGUCCACAUCAUCAUUUCCAUUUCCACAGCAGAGCAUGACAUUCUGAAAGCUAUCCAACAUGCUGUGCCUGAGGCUGAGGCAUACUUUGAAGUAGGACCCUUAUCCAGGGAGGAAGGCGAGGAGAUGCUAGAGAUGCUCUUAGCAUCAGACAGACGGCAGCUGAGCCCAGCUCAACAAGCUUAUCUCAGGCAGAACUUCCCCACUGGUGGACUACCCUUGCUCUUCAAGCUGGCCUUCCACGAGGCCAGGAGAUGGGCGUCUUACACUUCACCUUCAGAAUUAAUGAUUGCUAGCACAGCCCAGGAAGCCAUGCACCGGCUGUGUGAGAGACUGGAGAAGUCACACGGCACAGUCCUUGUGGCCCAUGCGCUCGGCUACAUUGCUUCCUCACGAAACGGGCUGUCAGACAUGGAGCUAAAGGACAUUUUAUCCCUUGACGAUGAUGUUCUUUCAGAGAUUCACCACUGCCACUUUCCUCCAAGUAAAAGCGUCUUGCGCCUUCCCCCUCUCCACUGGGCACGGCUGCGCAGUGCCAUGGGAGGGUGCCUGGCAGAACGGAAGGCUGACGGCUUUGCCCUUCUCGGCUUUGCACACAGGCAAUUUGUUGAAACAGUACAGAAUCGUUAUCUAUCAAAACGAGACCAAACCAAGCGGCAUUUUCUCCUGGCAGAUUUCUUCAAGGGGACUUGGAGCUGGGGAAUGAAGAAACCUCUUACAUUACCAAACCUUAGCAGGACUUUGAAUGCUGACAGGAAGGUAGCCCCUCAGCCACUCUGGUUCUCCGAUUCUGUUGCCAAUCGGAGGAAGCUGAGUGAAUUGCCAUUUCACUUACUCAGCGCAGGACGAAUUGAGGAGCUAAAACAGGACGUGCUAGGGAAUAUGAACUGGAUCAGCUGUAAAAUAAUUGUCUCUGGAAUACAGAGUGUUAUUGAUGACUUUGCCAUGUGUACUGAACAGAUCGACUGUCCAGAACUACAUCUUGUGCAGAAUACUCUUCUCCUUUCGAAACCAGCAGUCAGCACUAUAGACAGCCUCGAGGGAUUGAGUAUACUAUACACAGAAGUGCUGGCCAGGCUGCUUUCUCUCAUGCCUUCUUACCCUGACAUGAUUGGGAAUCUGUGCCAGCAGUGUCUAAGCUGGUUCAGUGUCUGUCCCUACCCUGUUCUCAUUCCAUCGUGUGGAUUUCUCCAGCCACCCGGUGGGCCCCUGAACACAACGCUCACUGGAUUCCUCAAAGGCGUCACAGCGAUGGCACUUAGCUCUGAUUACAGGCUGCUGGUGGCAGGUUCCCAGGAUGGCUCAGUGCUCGUCUGGAACAUGGAAGUUAUCGAGAUGCUGCACCCCCUGCCUGGGCACUCCGCUGAGGUGAGGUGUGUGAAAGUGUUUGGAAAAGGAACUUGUGCUGUUUCAGCUGCCAUGGAUCACACUCUGCGCAUCUGGAAUCUGACCUCUGGCAGAGCCAAGUUUGUUAUCCAGGACACCCACUUUGAAGAGCAGCCCUCACGUUGCCUUCACGUGGAUGAGAGGCACAUGAUUGUAUAUUCUUCCUCAGAUACAAAGGUUAAUGCUUGGCACUUGGAGACAGCAGAACUCCUCUUCCAGAUUUCUGGAGAGGUGACAGAUGCGUGGAUGUGUUCUGCAGUAUUCAGCUCAAGGCUGGUGAUUAUGACUGUGUCUGAAGGAGGGACGCUGAGUCUGUGGAACAGCAACACCGGCAAGCUGCAGUCGAAAUGUCAGCUAUCAGGGCUGCAGGAAGAAACACCAACUGCUAGCGUUCUCAUCCAGAAGCAAGGGAAGAUGAUAGUGGGAUUUAGUGGGGGAUCUCUAUCCACGAUCUCUGCUGAUGGGAACAGUCUGCUAGAGAAGCUUCCUGGAAGGGUUUGCUUUGUGGUGGCAUCAGAAGACGAGUCCAUUCUUGCUGCAGGCUUUGGGGAAUACGUGCGAGUGUUUCUGGCUGACUCGAAGGAAUUCCACAGGCUCCUAGUGGCAGAUUUGGAACAUGAAGGAAUGGUUCAUACAGCUGUUAUAUCUCCUGACAACAGCCUCAUUGUUACUGGUUCUCAAACUGCAUCUAUCCAGGUGUGGAGUCUAACAGACCAGGGCUCGCUGACUGACAGGCUGGACGGCAUGGGAGCACCGGUAACACUCCUAGCCCUGUAUGACCGCACCGUGGUCUCUGCCUCCCACGGCGCGCCGUAUCUAAGAGUGUGGAACCUCACUGACAACCAGCAGCAGCAAACCUGGCCACCUGUCCCAGACACAGGCUGCACUGCGCUGUCGCAUGGUGGGAACUAUGUCUAUUUUACCCAGUCUGAAGACAGACAUAAAGUCAUCAUCUGGGACACCACAGAAGGUGCAGUGUGUGACACAUUGGACACCUCUGCCCAAGUGAGAUGCCUGGAAACAGCUGAGCAAAAUCAGCUCCUUUUCACUGGGCUUGUGUCUGGAACAGUCCUUGUCUUUCCACUGAAUUCCAGGCAGGACGUAGCAUGCAUCCCACCUCCAGAGUCACGGAAACCAGUCAAUGAUAUGUCAAUCAGCAAGGGGGAAAAGCAGCUGGCCAUAGCAUAUGAUGAUUUAGUCCUUGUGCUGAAUAUUACCCCUGCAGAUCCAUGCCCAGUGAUCGACAGGCCCACCUACACGUUUUAUACUCAGAUCCCUGGCGCUCUGAUUUCCAGUGUGGCUGUCCUCGCAGAUUGCAGAGUCCUCUACGGCAUGACUAGCGGGGACUUAUUCCUUUAUGACUGCCCUCAAUCCACAGUGUUUCCUUUGGAAGCUCACAGAAGCCAGAUCUCCUGUUUGGAAAGCAGCCAUGGAGAGCAGUGGGCACUCAGUGGAUCUGAAGAUUCCCUGCAAUGUCUCUGGGACUUGGAGUUUUGUCAGCAGGAACACGAGAUGCGCUAUUAUAAGCCUACAUCUCUCCUGAAAGGCAUUCGCUGUGCUUGUUUCUCAAAAGAUGAUAAGUACUUGUACACUGGAGCAUUGGAUCAGUCCAUUACAGUCUGGGAUGUUGCAAGUGGUGCCUUACUAGCUGUACAGCAUGUGUACGCAACUGCUAGCAGAAUUGUACCAACUGCAGAUGGGUUUGUUGCAACAACAAAACUUGGCUAUAUCAUUCGUGAGCAGUUUCGUUGUCCUCAGACCACACCUCCUCAGUAUAACCCACUCCAGAACAUCGUGGCAACGUGUACAGUAAAAUCCAGAAAGAAAGAACGAGAAAACUUGAGCAAGCAACAGCAUAACCAAGGAAGCUCUUCUGGGAACCCAGCUCGUACCAACAAGCUCUCCCAAAUCUGCUCAGUGGUAUAG